Messenger RNA from Scomber japonicus (chub mackerel), 6980 nucleotides. It is a transcript of the gene med12, whose product is annotated as mediator complex subunit 12. The record is from RefSeq and is a predicted model, not a curated record. The transcript has 43 exons. Gene Ontology annotation, molecular function: transcription coactivator activity; beta-catenin binding. Bases 35 to 6595 code for a protein of 2186 amino acids. Gene Ontology annotation, cellular component: mediator complex. Lineage: Eukaryota; Metazoa; Chordata; Actinopteri; Scombriformes; Scombridae. Gene Ontology annotation, biological process: regulation of transcription by RNA polymerase II.
AGGAGGAGGAAAGCCCUGGCUGUGAUGCCGCUGGAUGAUGGCUGCUUUUGGGAUCCUAAGUUACGAACACCGGCCUUUAAAGCGGCCCCGGCUCGGCCCUCCAGACGUCUAUCCUCAAGAUCCAAAGCAAAAAGAGGAUGAAUUGACUGCACUAAAUGUGAAACAAGGAUUCAACAAUCAGCCGGCGGUGUCUGGUGAUGAACAUGGCAGUGCCAAAAAUGUCAAUUUCAACCCUUCAAAGAUCAGUUCAAACUUCAGCAGCAUCAUUGCAGAGAAGCUGCGUUACAACACAUUUCCAGACACAGGGAAGCGUAAACCACAGGUCAACCAGAAAGAUAAUUUUUGGCUCGUCACAGCACGGUCACAGAGCUCCAUCAAUAAUUGGUUCACGGAUUUAGCGGGGACUAAACCUCUAACACAGCUGGCAAAAAAGGUGCCAAUCUUCAGCAAAAAGGAAGAGGUUUUUGGAUACUUGGCCAAGUACUCAGUCCCUGUCAUGCGUUCGGCAUGGAUGAUCAAGAUGACCUGUGCAUAUCAUGCAGCCAUCACAGAGACUAAAGUCAAGAAGAGGCAUGUGAUUGACCCCUGUAUAGAAUGGACCCAGAUCAUUACUAAGUACCUGUGGGAACAGCUUCAGAAGGUGGCUGAGUUUUACCGGCAGUCUCCCAGUCAAGGCUGCAGCUCACCCCUACCAGCCACUCCUGUUGAUGUGGAAACAGCCAUGAAGCAGUGGGAAUACAACGAGAAGCUAGCCAUGUUCAUGUUUCAGGAUGGUAUGCUGGACAGACACGAGUUCCUGACAUGGGUGCUGGAGUGCUUUGAGAAGGUCCGCCCUGGUGAAGAUGAGCUUCUCAGACUUCUCCUGCCCCUUUUACUGCAGUACUCGGGGGAAUUCGUACAGUCGGCUUACUUGUCACGGAGACUGGCUUACUUCUGCACGCGCCGUCUCAACCUGUUGCUAAGCGACGGGAGCCUGGGCCCCGGCGCAGGAGGGCAUCCAGGCCAUGGCAUCUUGGCGCAGCAAGGUAACGCCCUGCCCCCCACUCCCACCUCCCAGCCGGCAGGAGGGAACCAGCCGCAGACACCUUUCACAGACUUCUACAUCUGCCCGCAGCACCGGCCUCUGGUGUUCGGCCUCAGCUGCAUGUUACAGAGCAUUGUGUUGUGUUGUCCCAGUGCUCUGGUGUGGCAUUACUCUUUGACAGACAGCAGAAACAAGACUGGUUCCCCUCUAGACCUCCUGCCCAUCGCCCCCUCCAGCUUACCAAUGCCAGGGGGAAAUACUGCCUUUACUCAGCAGGUCCGUGCAAAGCUGAGAGAAAUUGAGGAGCAAGUUAAGGAGAGAGGUCAGGCUGUGGAGUUCAGGUGGUCAUUUGAUAAGUGCCAGGAGACUACAGCAGGGUUCACCAUCGGGAGGGUUUUACACACCCUGGAGGUUUUAGACAACCACAGCUUUGAGAAGUCUGAUUUUAACAACUCCCUGGACUCCCUGUACAACCGAAUAUUUGGCUCAGGCCAGAGUAAAGAUGGUCAUGAGAUGUCGCCCGAUGACGACGCAGUGGUGACCUUGCUUUGUGAAUGGGCAGUGUGCUGUAAGCGUUCUGGCAGACACAGGGCCAUGGUGGUGGCCAAGCUGCUGGAAAAGAGACAGGCUGAAAUAGAAGCCGAGAGGUGUGGUGAGUCGGAGGUGGUGGAUGAGAAGGGUUCUGUGUCAUCCGGCUCCCUCUCAGCUGCCACACUACCAGUCUUUCAGGAUGUGCUGCUACAGUUUCUCGACACUCAGGCCCCCACACUGACGGAGCCUGGGAAUGAAAGUGAAAGAGUGGAGUUCUCCAACCUGGUCCUGCUCUUCUGUGAGCUCAUCCGUCACGAUGUCUUUUCCCACAACAUCUACAUGUGCACGCUCAUUUCCCGCGGUGACCUGGCUUCUGACUCCCACCUGCCGCGCCCGCGCUCCCCUAGUGACGAGCCCUCCGAUGAAUCAGAGCGCAAGGAGCAGGACGCAGGCAGCAGCGUCAAGAUGGAGGAUACCGGUCUGUCGGAGUCGAUGGAAAUUGAUCACAACUCCAGUGCUAAUUUUGAUGAGAUGUUCUCACCUCCGAUGCACUGCGAGUCUAAGGGGAGCCCCUCUCCUGAGAAGCCUGCCCCAGAGCAGGACAGUAAGGCUGCCUGUAAAGACAAGGGCAUGGACCCAGCCUUCCCCCAACUGUACGAGCAACCCCGACACAUUCAAUAUGCCACUCACUUCCCAAUUCCUCAGGAGGAGAGUGCCAGCCAUGAGUGCAACCAGCGGUUAGUGGUCCUCUACGGUGUAGGCAAACUGAGAGAUGAGGCGAGACACACCAUCAAGAAAAUUACCAAAGAUAUCUUGAAGGUCCUUAACCGCAAAAGCACAGCAGAAACUGGAGGGGAGGAAGGACAAAAGAGGAAGAGGAGUAAGCCGGAGGCCUUUCCCACUGCUGAGGAUAUCUUCUCCAAAUUCCAGCACCUCUCCCACUUUGACCAGCACCAGGUCACCUCCCAGGUGUCCAGAAAUGUGCUGGAACAGAUCACCAGCUUUGCCUUAGGGAUGUCUUAUCACCUGCCUCUCGUCCAGCACAUUCAGUUCAUCUUUGACCUCAUGGAGUACUCCCUCAACAUUAGUGGCCUCAUAGAUUUUGCUAUUCAGCUUCUGAAUGAGCUGAGUCUGGUGGAAGCCGAGCUGCUGCUGAAGUCGUCCAGCCUGGUGGGCAGCUACACCACCAGCCUGUGUCUGUGUAUCGUGGCAGUGCUGAGGAGGUACCACUCCUGCCUCAUUCUCAAUCCUGAGCAGACGGCACAGGUUUUUGAUGGGUUGCGCAUCGUGGUGAAAUCAGGUGUGAACCCGGCAGACUGUUCUUCUGCUGAGCGCUGCAUCCUGGCCUACCUGUAUGACCUCUACACCUCCUGCAGCCACCUCAAGACCAAGUUUGGAGAGAUCUUCAGUGAGUUCUGCUCCAAAGUGAAGAACUCCAUCUACUGCAAUAUUGACCCGUCUGACUCCAACAUGCUCUGGGACCCCGUAUUCAUGAUGGAGGCCAUCGCCAAUCCUUCGGCACACAACUUCAACCACUCAAUGGUGGGCAAGAUCCUCAAUGACAGUCCGGCCAACCGCUACAGCUUUGUCUGUAAUGUGCUCAUGGAUGUGUGUGUGGACCACCGAGACCCUGAGAGGGUGAACGAUAUCGGGAUACUGUGCGCGGAACUGACGGCGUAUUGUCGCUCUCUAAGUGCUGAGUGGCUAGGCAUCCUCAAGGCUCUCUGCUGCUCCUCCAACAACGGCAACUGUGGCUUCAAUGAUUUGCUGUGUAAUGUAGAUGUUAGUGAUUUGUCCUUCCACGAUUCCCUGGCAACCUUCGUAGCUAUUCUCAUUGCUAGACAGUGCCUACUCCUAGAAGACCUGGUUCGCUGUGUGGCCAUUCCUUCCCUCCUCAAUGCAGCCUGCAGUGAGCAAGAUUCUGAGCCAGGAGCCAGACUCACCUGCAGGAUUCUGUUGCACCUUUUUAAGACGCCACAGCGCAACCCCGUCCCCCAAGAUGGUGUAAAGUCAGAUAAAUCUUCAGUUGGUAUCCGGUCGUCCUGUGAUCGCCACCUUCUCGCUGCUUCUCAGAACAGCAUAGUUGUUGGAGCUGUAUUUGCUGUCCUCAAAGCUGUUUUUAUGCUGGGUGAUGCUGAGUUAAGGGGCUCGGGACUGUCACACCCUGCUGGCCUCGACGACAUAUCUGAGGGGCGCAAUGUCUCCAUAGAAACAGCCAGCUUGGAUGUAUACGCAAAGUAUGUUCUGAAGACCAUCUGUCAGCAGGAGUGGGUUGGAGAGCGAUGCUUGAAAUCUUUGUCUGAGGACAGCAGUGCCCUUCAGGACCCAGUGCUGGUAAACAUUCAAGCCCAACGUUUACUGCAGCUUAUUUGCUACCCUCACCGCCAGCUGGACAGUGAUGAUGGUGACAACCCUCAGAGACAGCGCAUCAAACGCAUCCUCCAGAAUAUGGACCAAUGGACAAUGAGACAGUCAUCUCUGGAGCUGCAGCUAAUGAUCAAACAGAGUGCAAACAAUGAGCUUUAUUCUCUCUUGGAGAACAUAGCCAAGGCCACAAUUGAGGUCUUUCAAAAAUCAGCUGAGAUGAACUCCAAUAACCCCUCAGGGAAUGGAGCAGUGGUGCAAGGUGGCUCCGGAUCCAACAAUAGCAGCACCACAAGCAAGAUGAAACCUAUUUUAAGCUCUUCCGAGCGGUCGGGUGUGUGGCUGGUGGCUCCGUUGAUAGCAAAGUUGCCCACCUCAGUGCAGGGUCAUGUACUGAAGGCAGCAGGGGAGGAGCUGGAGAAAGGACAAGGCCUGAGCUCCUCCUCACGUAAGGAGAGGGACAGGCAGAAACAGAAAAGUAUGUCUCUGCUGAGUCAGCAGCCAUUCCUGUCUUUGGUGCUGACCUGCUUGAAGGGGCAGGACGAGCAGAGGGAAGGUCUUCUCACCUCCCUCUACGGCCAAGUGCAGCAGAUAGUCACAAACUGGAGAGAGGACCAGUACCAGGAUGACUGCAAGGCGAAGCAAAUGAUGCAUGAGGCUCUGAAACUUCGAUUGAAUCUUGUGGGUGGCAUGUUUGACACGGUGCAGCGCAGCACCCAGCAGACCACUGAGUGGGCAGUUCUGCUCCUUGACAUCAUCAGUAGCGGCACAGUGGACAUGCAGUCCAAUAAUGAGCUCUUCACAACUGUGUUGGACAUGUUGAGUGUGCUGAUUAACGGCACUCUGGCUGCUGACAUGUCCAGUAUCUCUCAGGGCAGCAUGGAGGAGAAUAAGAGGGCCUACAUGAAUCUGGUCAAGAAGCUCAGGAAAGAGCUUGGAGAUCGGCAGUCAGAAAGUUUGGAAAAGGUUCGCCAGCUGCUGCCGCUGCCCAAGCAAACCCGCGAUGUCAUAACCUGUGAACCUCAGGGCUCGCUUAUCGACACCAAGGGUAACAAGAUCGCUGGCUUUGAGAAGGAGGGCCUUCAAGUAUCAACCAAACAGAAGAUUUCUCCAUGGGAUGUCUUUGAGGGUCUCAAACACUCUGCCCCUCUCUCCUGGGGCUGGUUUGGCACAGUGCGUGUGGAUCGCAAGGUCACUAAAUUCGAGGAGCAGCAGCGUUUCCUGCUUUACCACACCCACCUGAAGCCCAAACCUCGUAGCUAUUACCUGGAACCGCUCCCUCUUCCCCCUGAAGAGGAGGAGCCCCUGACGCCUGUCUCCCAGGAACCAGAGAAGAAGAUGAUGGAGGCAGUGAAGCCAGAGAAGAGUGUACCCGCUGUGCCCUCUGAUUCAAAUAAGAAGAAAUCAAACAAGAAGAAGAAAACUCAGUCUGUCAAGACAGAUGACUAUGUGACCCGUACACCAAGUGGUGUGUCUUAUGGGACUAAUAUGCCACCUGAGCUGAUGCAGACCCAUCCAUAUGGCGGCAGGCUAUCCUAUGGCCAGCAGCCCAUGAGCAUGUACACACAGAACCAGCCUCUACCUCCAGGAGGUCCUGGUUUAGAUCCUCCAUACAGACCUGCUCGGAACGCACCAAUGAACAAAAUAAUGCCCACGCGGCCCAACUACACAGGCAUGAUGCCUGGUAUGCAGGGAAGCAUGCCUGGUAUGAUGGGACUGGACAAACAAUACCCAAUGGGUUACAAGCCCCAGCCUACCAUGCCACAAGGCCAGAUGCUACGCCAGCAGCUACAGGUCAGACUGAAUCAGAGCAUGAUAGGGCAGCAGAUAAGACAAAUAACACCCAACCAACAAUACACGUCAAUGCAGGCAUCACAAAACAUAUCUCAGGGCUAUACCACAUACGGAUCACACAUGGGGAUGCAGCAGCAUCCGUCCCAAGGUGGUGGUAUAGUUCCUUCCUCUUAUGGAAACCAAAACUUCCAGGGCACCCAUCCAGGGGCCAACCAAGCUGUGGUGGAUCCUCUUAGGCAAAUGCAGCAGAGGCCCAGUGGUUACGUUCACCAGCAGGCCCCAGGCUAUGCACACAAUAUGCAGAACACACAGAGGUUUGCCCACCAGCCCAUUCAGCAGGCUCCUAUCAUGCACAGUAUUGGUCACAUGGGGGGUCAGGGUGUCCAUCCAGGCUUGAGGCCCAAUCAGAUGCUGGCAGAACAGCAGCAGCAGCAACAACAAGCAGCACAGCAACAGCAGCAGCAGCAGCAGUACCUCAGACAAGCACUCAGACAGCAGCAGCAGCAGCAGGCCCAACAAGUUCAACAGCAGCAACAGCAGCAGCAACAACAACAACAACAACAGCAACAGCAGCAACAGCAGCAGCAGCAGCAAGUCCAGCCUCAGCAGGUUCCUCCUCAACAGCAAGUUCCACAGCAGCAGCAGCAACAACAACAGCAACAACAGCAGCAGCAGCAGCAGCAGGUGUCAGCGGUGCAACCACCAGGCCAGGCACAGAACCAGGGCCUGGGCAUGCAGCCACUGCCCCCACAGCAACCCAUGUUUCCCCGACAGGGUAUGCAGCAGACCCAGCAGCAGCAGCAGACUGCAGCUCUGGUCAGGCAGCUGCAACAGCAACUUUCAAACACACAACCAGGACAGAGCACCAAUUCAUAUUACUGAUCAUGCUUGUUCAUAGUAGUCUGUGAAGAGAAAGUCCCUCACUCGAUAUGUGUGGAGGCCUAUAGGUUGGCAGAUGAAUAUGUUGAGUUCAGUGUAGGCUGUUAGGAGAGAAGACUGUUCAAGGCACAACGGACCACCAAACAGAUGAACCAAAACCCAUCUCUGACCACUGAGGCAACGAUCAGAAAAUAUCUUGAUUUCAGUUUUGUAAUUAUGGAUUAUCAAAGGAGGGAUCCUGCUCUAAAGUAAACAGAUAAUGGUUAAUAAUGGAAAAGUCUAUGUAAAAAAAGUACCAGAAAUUAUAAGAAUGCAAUUUUUUUAUUUUAUUUCAAUUUGUACAAUUUUUUCAGUUUCGUGUAUUUCUUAUUAAAAAAUCAUGUCAGUU